AUGCGCGGCGAACAACCACGAAACUAUGUACUCAAAGUCUGCGGCCGCGAAGAAUAUCUUCUCGGAGACUAUCCUCUAAUACAGUUUCUCUAUAUACAAGAGAUGCUGGCGAAAGACGGCGUUCCCCAAGUCAUGACCGUCAGCAUGGAUAAGAUAACUUACUGUGAUAUGCAAUAUUAUAACUUACCCGAGCGGAGAAGACUGACAUCAGAACAGUCUAACACUAUACGUAAGAAGAAGAACCACGAGUCGUCAUGGAAAAUUGAAAGGAAUUACUCCUGUUUGGUGCAGACUGUUGGCGGGCUGAACGUGGAUCCAGGAAGACUUGUUGAGGUUGUAUGUCAAGCCGGUAUCUACCACGGCGGAAAGUCACUAUGUGAACCUCAAAAGACAAAAGUGGCGGUAGUUUCAAAAGAGGGGGAGGCGCAAUGGGAUGAAGAGUUACAGUUCCCAAUAAAAGUGUGCAGUGUACCGCGAAUGGCUAGACUAUGUUUUGUGAUCUAUGAAAUUUCAAAGGCCAAGAAUAAACGAAGAGGCAAGGAUACGAAGGACGCCAUCAACAGGCUAGCGUGGGUGAACACAAUGGUUUUUGACUACAAGGAGCAGCUACGUACUGACGCGGUAACUCUAUUCAUGUGGACGCACGUUGCUGACGAAACCCAGGGCGAUGACGUCUUACUGCACCCGCUGGGAACUGUGUUGUCGAACCCAAAUACGGACUCUUGCGCAGCUUUGCAAGUCAGGUUUUCAAAUUACGAAUCCCAGCACCCCAUACUAUUUCCAAAACAAGAAGCGAUUAAAUCGUACGGAGAUCAGCUCGAAAACGGCACAGAUAUGGCGCGGCUGACGGAGGAUUUUGAGAAACUAAGAGCCACCGCCGAAAAGGAUCCCAUGUAUGAAAUGCAUGAACAGGAAAAGAAAGACAUUUGGGCAGCCAGGGAAUACUUUCGAUCGACAGCGCCUGAAUUGCUGCCGAAGUUGUUGUCAUGUGUCGAAUGGACAGAGAGGGCUGAAGUGGCCCGCGUCGCUAGGAUGCUCUGCAGCUGGCCCAUGUUGAGGGUAGAGUCAGCUUUAGAAUUACUGGACUAUGCGUACGCGGACGCCGCAGUUAGAAGUUUUGCGGUUCAGUGUCUAGCUAAGAUUAGUGAUGAAGACUUAUUAUUAUAUUUACUACAAUUAGUUCAAGCGCUGAAACACGAAUCGUACCUGAUGUGUGAUCUCGCGCGCUUCUUACUUGAACGCGCCUUCAAGAACCGGACGAUCGGUCACUACCUCUUCUGGCAUUUAAGAUCGGAGAUGCACGUGCCAUCUGUGUGCGUGAGAUUCGGUUUAGUGUUGGAGGCGUAUUGCCGAGGCUGCCAGGACCACAUUAACACGCUGAUGCGACAAAUUACGUGCCUCGAUAAGUUAAAAUGGGCAAGUCAAGCGAUUCGUAAGAAGAAAGAAAUAUCAAAAGCACGCGCGGCCCUUCACAUACAUUUGCAAGAGGACCAUUGUAUGGAACAGCUGUGUGACUUCGUAUCGCCACUUACUCCUAGUCUUGUUUGCAAACGAAUUAAGCCGGAGCGAUGCACAGUAAAGGACAGCAAGAUGCGACCUCUAUUGUUGGAGUUUGAGAAUGUUGAUCCAACGGGAACGGACAUCAGGAUAAUUCUGAAGAUCGGCGACGAUUUACGACAGGAUAUGUUUACGCUUCAGAUGCUUAGGAUAAUGGAUAGGAUAUGGAAGAACGCGGGAUACGACUUCAGAUUAAACCCGUACAACUGCAUAUCGAUGGAGUACGCCGUCGGCAUGAUAGAAGUUGUGGAGGAGGCAGAGACUGUUGCCAACAUUCAGAAACAAAGCGCGCUUUUCACCGCGGCGUCUACUAUAUCCAAAGCCAAUCUGUUCCAGUGGCUUCGAAAGCAAAAUCAAAGUGAAAGUGCCCUAAACAAAGCAGUAGAAGAAUUCACAAUGAGCUGUGCGGGCUACUGCGUCGCCACAUACGUCUUAGGAAUCGCGGACAGACAUCCAGAUAAUAUUAUGGUGAAGAAGACUGGACAGUUAUUCCACAUAGAUUUCGGCCACUUUUUGGGACACUUCAAGCAGAAGUAUGGCUUCAAGCGCGAGCGAGUACCGUUUGUGCUAACUCACGACUUCAUCCACGUCAUCAACAAGGGCCAGCGCGGGGGGGUGGGCGAACAAUUAGACUUCAAGAUAUUCAAGGAACUGUGUGAAACCGCUUUCAAAAUACUGCGAAAGCACGGCCACCUCAUACUAUCGCUGUUCUCCAUGAUGAUCUCUACGGGUCUACCGGAGCUUAGCUCGGAAAAAGACUUGCAAUAUUUAAGAGAAACCCUGGUCAUGGACUUGUCCGAAGAGAAAGCGAUCGAGCACUUUCGGAUGAAAUUUGUCGAAGCGCAGAAAAACUCGUGGACCACGUCGUUCAACUGGGCCGUCCACAACUUCGACAAGAACAACUGA
Messenger RNA from Leptosia nina, 2463 nucleotides. NCBI's taxonomy places the organism in Eukaryota, Metazoa, Arthropoda, Insecta, Lepidoptera, Pieridae. The record is from the annotation of a GenBank genome assembly.